AUUGUGCAUCAUCCCUAAUGAUGGGCGUCUUCAGGAAGUUUUUUUUCUUCGUUUCCCUCCCCGCUCCUCGUAUCUUUGAAGGUUUUCCAAGGGUCUAAUCGAUUGAAUCCCUUUCGGUACAGGUCUUGCUGCAUCCGCAGGGCGAGUUCCCCAUCGUCAAGGAGUUUGCUUUUUCGCUGACACCGGGUUUCGAAACAUCCAUAGCUGUCCGCAAACACAUGGUGAGAAGCCUAAGGGCGCCCUAUAAGUCCAAUUGCACCGAAUCGACUCUGCGGGAGUUCCCGUUUAAAUACUCGGUGGCGGCCUGCCACUUCGAGUGUCUGGUUCACUUCGUCGUGGAGCACUGUGGGUGUCGUGACUACAGGUGGCCAGUCAAGGCCCCAAUAUGUUCCGUCGAAAAGCAAGUGACGUGUGUUUACCAUUACGAAGAUGAGUUUGUGUGGGACAGCGGCAACUGUAGUUGUCCGAUGUCUUGUGAGACGACGACGUACGAAAGCAAGAUCUCCCAAGCACAAUGGCCGGCUAAAUAUUUCGACAGAGAUUUACAAGAGAAGUACAACUUGUCUCACCAAUACCUCAGGGACAACUAUGUGGAUGUUUACAUUUUCAUGGAGGAAAUCAUGUUCAUGGAAAUCGAGCAGCAGGAGGCUUACACACUGGAACAUUUCGAAGGUGAUAUAGGUGGAUACAUGGGCUUACUGUGUGGCAUGAGUCUCAUCACUGUAGUGGAGUGGGUGGAUUUCAUCAUCAUCACGAUCUACAAGAGGUUUAUCGGCUCCAAAUGGAUGUGUUCUCGUAAGGUUGGCAACGGAAAUUGA
Molecule: messenger RNA, 818 nt
Organism: Acanthaster planci (crown-of-thorns starfish)
Lineage: Eukaryota; Metazoa; Echinodermata; Asteroidea; Valvatida; Acanthasteridae
Product: acid-sensing ion channel 1-like
Source: RefSeq, a predicted model, not a curated record